AUGGUCAGCUCUCCUUUUAAGCUUCUUUUAGGAGCUGCUUUCGCCGCUACAGCACUUCUUGACAUCGCCAUUGCGGGGGACUGCUCGAAUGGACCCUUCGCUCCUAUGAUGAUGAUCGGCAUGAGGGACCCCGAAACGCACGAGGGCGUGGUCCCAUUCUGCUCUACCCUCCACGAUGUCGGUGUCCCAGUCACAGGGCUCGACGUCUGGUACGAUACGGACGAAGGCGUCAACGCAAUUCAGAUCCAAUACGCCAAUGGCGACCGCCACGGCAUCUUCGGCGUACCUGGCUCCUCUCCUCAACACCAGUCCAUCGACUGGGAGUACUCCAAGACGUUCGUCGACUCCUUCAGUCUCUGGGGUAACGGCGGUGGCGCAAAGCUCGGUAACAUCCGCAUGGUGUUGACCGACGGCCGUGAGUUCGAUGUGGGUAACAGGCACGACACGCGGUCCAAGAAGACCGAGUUUCCUGUUGAUGUUGGGGCCGGCGUGAUGCUGGGCUUUGCCGGCUGGGGCUCCAACGACAUCAAGCAGGGGAACGCGCUUUUUCUCAAGAGCCAGAUCGACCACAUCACUAUGACUGACCCCGUCUUCGACGACUCCCCUGAGAACUUGAACGCUCAGCAGAAGGGCAUCGAACUCCAAAUCGUCGACUCCUACGACCACCAAAACGACCUCAACACCACCAUAAAUUGGUCCUUCGAAACCACCGUCGACGUCCACACGUCCGUCUCGACCACCACCUCUGUAACCAAAACGUACGGCGUCGCCGUCAGCGUAACCUGGGAAGCCAGCAUCCUCGCGUUCAGCGUCGGCGGCGGCGUAGAAAUGUCCUACGAGUACUCUGAGACCAACGAGAAGGUCGAGACGAAGGAGGAGGAUAUCUCGCGUACGAUUACCGAGGGCGAAGAGCGGGAAGAGUGA
Didymosphaeria variabile is the source of this 924-nucleotide messenger RNA. RefSeq lists its product as uncharacterized. Bases 1 to 924 code for a protein of 307 amino acids. NCBI's taxonomy places the organism in Eukaryota, Fungi, Ascomycota, Dothideomycetes, Pleosporales, Didymosphaeriaceae. The transcript is spliced from 3 exons. The record is from RefSeq and is a predicted model, not a curated record.